CAUAACCAUAACCUCAAAUUUGUUUGAAGUUUCCAUUUUAAUGAAUAUAAAAUUGUAAUAAAUAUCGUAAUUAUUCAGUUAGUAGAAGUUUUUGGAAGUAUAUUUUUUUAUGUGAGCGGUAUGAAUUGCAUAAAUACUAUAUUAUCUUCGAUAUUGUAACAAUCUAAGCGAAAUCAUUAUGCUAAAUUCAUUUACACUGUACAUCAUAAUAAGAAACAAGGUCUAUUUUAUGUAAAAAUGGAUAAUAAUUAAGUUCUGUUACGAUAUGUUGCUGAUGAAAAGGUUUUAGAUAUGCAAACAAUUAAUGUACCGCACAUAUGUAUACAGAACAAAGUUUGGCAUGUCCACUUGCACAAGUACUACUGUAACUUUAAACUGAAAUUCAAUAUUUUAUAUAGUUUAUAAAAUGGAAGAAAUAGAGUAUACAACUUUGAUCGAAUGGUUUUGUCACCAAUUUUAUUAUAAUGGUAUGGUGCUUCAUGCUAAAGAAGCAUGCGAAGCUUACCCUGCAAGCGAACGUUUAAGAAUUCUAUUAAGUCUUGCGUACGCAUUGACUGGCAAAACUCAAGAGGCAAUUAAAGAGAGCUUGAGCUUAGUAAGUAACACGGAUGCAACUUUAGCAGCAUUGCUUGUGCAGAAUGUAGCAUACACGAUUGGCGAGAAUGUUGAAAGGACCACUAUGAUGCAGAUUGAUACAAGAAUCAGAGAUGAAAGGAGAAAAUCAUCUCCUAAUGCAUUGUCAUUAGCUGCCUUGGUAUUACUUUUGUCGCAGAAGGUUGAUAAAGCUAAAGAUUACACGGAGAGAGCUUACAAACUAAAUCCAUCCAAUGUAAACGUUUUGCUAGCUAAAGGUUGGGUAGAUCUGUUUGCUACAAAUGAAAAUGGUUUGGACAAACCAAAUCUAUUUGAAGUCGUCUUAGAACAAGAUCCAAAGAACGUAAACGCUCUGCUAGGUUCUUCCAAGUACAAGCAGCAACAUGGCGACAGUGCGGGCGCAAUAUUAACAUUAAAUUCAUUGAUCGUACGCUAUUCUAAGUUAUAUUUACCUUUAGUCGAGAAAUUGUACAAUCAACUUACCUUGAAGGACUGGGACCAAGUGUUGGAAACUGCUAACAGGAUAUCGUCGAUCGAUUCGAAUAACUUGGACGCUCUAAAGGCCCAAACAUUUGUAGUUUUUUGCAGGGAUGGAAAUUAUAGCGAAGGGUUGAGAUAUUUGCAGCUGUUCUUCAGGAAUCUUAUGCUUACGGAAGCUAGAAACGUAACUGUCUUCAUCGCCGGUGUACAAUUAUUUUCGCGGUUGGCUUGCAAGAAUCAAGAGAUUCUAGCUGAACUCUCUAGAGCAACCGAGAAGAUGCUGCAACAAAAUUCCAAGAGCGCAGAUCUUAUGGUCGAGUUGGGUAAUUUAUAUGUUUCGUUAAACAAAACAAAGGAUGCUGAAAAUUGGUACAGAAACGCUGUAAGAAUAAACGAGUCUUCGUUCGCUGCUUUAAUGGGUCUGGCGCAUUGUCAGCUUUUGGAUGGUUCGGUCGAAGCCUCUGAAUUAGCGCAGCAACAAAUAGAUUUUCUCAUGGAGAUACAAUCCAACUCGAUGGACGCAGAAUUGCUUUUCAUGUCUGCAAAGCUGAAGUCUAGCGAUCCGAAUAAAGCUCUUAAUUGUUUGGACAGUGCAGCUACGAUCAUAUUGAAUAAUUGCAGGUACGUGCCAUAUGGUUACGACUACGUGAAAAGAUUAAAUCCUGACUUGUGUUUAGAGAUCUCUAAACAGCGUCUGAUUUAUUCGAUAACGAGCGAUGGAACGAACCUGGAGAAAACCGUAUCGAAUAAAGAGGAACCAAGCUUAUAUUUAUUGGAACAAUUAACAGACGCGUAUCCUGGCUUAAUAGCAGCGCAAUUAUUGUUGAGCAAAGCUAAAAUGCAAACGGGAGAGUUAAACAGAGCUUCGGAUAUCCUGAAGAACCUCUUGGAUAAUAUCGAUUCGUCCAAUGCCGAAGCUCAUUUGCUCAUGGCGCAAAUUUUGGCUCGCCAGGGAAAUUAUCAGCAAGCUUCUCAGAGUUUGGAAGUUGGUUUGAGCUACAACUUUAAGAUCAGGGAUAAUCCGAUCUAUCAUUUAAUCAUCGGCAUGGUUCAGAGAGAAAACAAAGACGUCGAGGGCGCCAUGAAAAGUUUCCAGGCUGCUAUGUCGUACGCAGGAUUGCUGUCUCACGGAAAUGUCCAGAAUGCUGUACAUAUUUCCAUGUCGGACACGGCAACCUUGUAUCUGGAAUUAAUUUCUGCGUACAGCGAGAUGGGACAAUACAACGAAGCGACCGCUGCGGUCCAGGAGGCGAAAAUAAAAUUUGGAAACACCAUAGAAGAGGGCAGAAUAUUAAUCGGGCAUGCCGAGCUACUUUUAGAAACGGGAGAACUGGACGAAGCCAUCAAGUGUCUGUCCAAAGUAACUCCUGACCAGCCUUACUAUUUGCAAGCUCAUACACGCUUAGCUGAAAUAAAUUUGAAACACAAGAAAGAUAGGCACGCUUUCGCCAUGUGUUACAGGGAGUUGGUGGAACACUGUCCAGAUCCCAAGACGUACAGCAUGCUCGGAGACGCGUACAUGUCUAUACAGGAGCCAGAAAGAGCGAUAGAGGCGUACGAGCAAGCGUUGAAACGGAAUCCAACGAACAAGUUACACAUAGCCAGUAAAUUGGGGAAAGCGCUGGUAAAGACGCAUCAGUACACGAAGGCUAUAAAUUACUACUGGGACGCGAUGAAACAGGAGAAUUUCAAAGGUUUGAAACUGGAUCUCGCGAAACUGUUUAUGACAAUGAAACAAUAUGACAAAGCGGAAUCCACGCUGGUACAAGAACUGCAAGAUGGUCGUCGAGAUUCGGAUGUACAAAGCUUGGAAGUACGCGGCCAGCUGUUGUUGUUGCUUGCGAAAACCCGGGAGAAGGCGGACAACAUCAAAGGCGCUCUGUCUGCGCUUAAAGAAGCCAAGGAAAAUCAACACAGAUACAUGCAGCGUCUAACUGGUCCCGGUUCAGAAAACGAGAAACAGAUUCUAACCAACAUCUGCUUGACGAUGGCAGACUACUCGUCCUCUCUGAGGGACUACGACCAAGCUAUAAUGUAUUACAAGGAAGCUUUGGAUCACAAGCCUACGAAUGUGCAAGCACUGUUGUCAUUGGCGAGGCUGUACAUGCAGACCAAUAAUUUGGAUCGAUGCGCCCAAAGCUGUACAGCUCUGUUGAACGCGGAUCCGAAUAACGAAGCUGCCUCGAUAAUGAUGGCUGACCUCGCGUUCAGAAAGGUGGACUUUGACACGGCAGCGUUUCACUUUCGACAGUUGCUAAUGAAGCAACCGACCUACUGGACCGCACUGGCAAGGCUGAUCGAAGUUUCCCGGAGAACAGGGGACAUGGACGAUCUCGAGGAAUGGCUUCAUCGAGCGGAGAUAGGGAUGAGCGGGUCGAGCUUAACGGCUGGAUAUUAUUACUGUGCUGGCUUAUUGGAUUGGCGUAUGGGCAGAUUAAAUUCCGCGCUGCGUCAGUUCAAUUUUGCGAGACGUGAUCCUGAGUGGGGUCAACAAGCAAUAUACAAUAUGAUCGAGAUUUGCUUAGAUCCGGAUGAUGAUUCUUCUCUCUCGAACGAUGUCUUUAACGACGAUGACGUGGAAUGCCAAGACUCUAGAACGAUGGCCUUGAAAACGGCGUAUCGUCUGUUGCAGGAGUUAAAUCCUAAGGGCAACUCGCACGAGAUGUUGACGCACAGGCUGUUGAGCAAUUUCUUCCUCCUGGCUACCAAACAGAAGUCGAACAUAGAGAAGGUUUUACAGGAUUGCACGUCACUGGCUAGUCAGGAAGCCCUCAGAGAUCACGUGGGGCCUGCUCUUGGCAUGGCGAUGGCUCACAUCCUGCUUAAACAAACCCCUAGGGCACGGAAUCAUUUGAAACGCGUCAGCAAGAACAUAUGGACGUUCGAAGACGCGGAAUAUCUGGAGCGCUGUUGGCUGCUCUUGGCGGACAUUUACGCCCAGUCGGGCAAGUACGACUUGGCGAACGAUCUCCUGAGGCGCGUGUUGCAGCACAACGCCACUUGCGUCAGGGCACACGAACUAUCCGGCUACAUAGCGGAAAAGGAGCAGAAUUAUCGCGAAGCCGCCGCGCAAUACAGUCAAGCCUGGAAGUACGGUGGUAAAUUCAAGCUUUCGGUCGCCUACAAGUUGGCUUACUGUUCCAUGAAGGCCAAGUCGUACGCAGAGGCGAUCGAAGCCUGCAACGAAGUUCUGAAGCUGAGCCCUGACUAUCCGCGCAUCAAGAAGGACAUUCUGGAAAAGUGUAUCAACAACUUGCGUACUUAACACUUUAUUUACCGGGAGCCUAUUUAUAGGCUUUUUAAUUUCAGUACUUAGCUUUUCGAAUUUAUUUACUGUGUUGAUGGUCGUCUACUUACAAUGUUCAGUUUUUGGAAACAGACUUGGCUUUCAAUGUACUAGUUACGAUAUGGAGGAACUACUGUCAACCUAGAUUGGCAUAUGCUACUGUAGAAAAUUCUUUUUUGAAUUAAAGACUGUUUCUAAAUAGCCCGGUAGAUAAAGUGUUAAUAUAAGUUCUCUGUCUCGCCGUGAACAAUUUACAUUGUACAUAGUGAUAUUGAUUGCUGUAAUAAGAGAUAGUAGCGAUACGAGUAAGGUUUAAUAUGUAUUCACCACAACUAUUAACGCAAGUUCUCUGUCUCGCCGUGAACAAUUUAUAUUGUACAUAGUGAUAUUGAUUGCUGUAAUAAGAGAUAGUAGCGAUACGAGUAAGGUUUAAUACGUAUUCACCACAACUAUUAACGCAAGUUCUCUGUCUCGCUGUGAACAAUUUACAUUGUAUUUGCUGUAAUAAGAGAUAGUAGCGAUACGAGUAAGGUUUAACAUGUAUUCAUCAGUCAAAUAAAAGUAGAUUCAUUGGUGACUGGGUCACCAAAGCUAUAGUAUUGAGUCAUGAGAUAAGAAACGAAUUUCAUACUUGUUGCAAACUUCACUAGUCGACCUAUAACCAACAAAAAUGAACCUGAUCACUGCAGAGAAAGGAGAGUCCGUCGUUACAAAUGUUUCACUGCUGAAGAAGAACGUUCUGCGCGUCGUGGUUACUGACGGAACCACAGAAAUCACCCUAGCACUCCUGUACAGGAUUCUCUCUGACAAUACAUUUGGGUCAGACCAACCUAUAUUAAUCAGUGUUUACGAGUUCCCAGCGAAAGCAGUGUUUCUGGAGAGCGUCGAGAUCGAGCUCACCUCGUUUUGUCCAAACCUCUUACACGGUUAACAAACACCUCCCCUUUUUUCUGUCUAUAUUAAUAAAUAAAUAAGAUAUUUAAUCACGUUGUUUCGUGGACCAGGCGUCACUUAUGGUCACGACGAAUCGGUGGCGUUUAAAGACGCAGACGUUGUGUUGUGCAUAGGUUCAGCGAGGGA
Hylaeus volcanicus is the source of this 5440-nucleotide messenger RNA. Its product is annotated as tetratricopeptide repeat protein 21B-like. The record is from RefSeq and is a predicted model, not a curated record. Gene Ontology annotation, biological process: intraciliary retrograde transport; protein localization to cilium. Gene Ontology annotation, cellular component: intraciliary transport particle A. The transcript has 7 exons. Gene Ontology annotation, molecular function: protein binding. The coding region runs from base 407 to 4339 and encodes 1310 amino acids. Lineage: Eukaryota; Metazoa; Arthropoda; Insecta; Hymenoptera; Colletidae.